UCCUUGCCCGUGGACGUAGGCAAUCAAGUGCCGAACCACGUAAAUCUGUGUGUCUAUCAUUUUAUCUCUACUUUUGCUUUACUAUUGCUGCGACCCUGCUCUAUUGGGCCCCGAGUUUGUCCCAACACGAAUGACUUAGUCCAUAGCUACUGCUCUUCUGUUGCAUUUUAUAAGUAGCCAUCAGCUUCACAAAGAAACCAUUUCUUCUUCUUAUUCUAUGAUGAAGAGAUCCCUUAUCCUCCUCCUUACAUUGUGCUUCUUUCUCCUAUGCAGAACUACCCAUCUAAGCUUAGCUUGCCAAGAUAAUGAAAGACAAGCUCUUCUUACUUUCAAACAAAGCCUACAAGAUACCUGUAAUCUUCUCUCAGAUUGGAGAGGCGUCAACUGUUGCGAGUGGAGAGAAGUGGGUUGCGACAAAGAUACCGGGCAUGUGAUAAAACUCAGCAUCGGCCACUUGAUCACUGGCCAGUUUUCUGUAUGUCCGAUAACAAGCGAUAGUUUCGAUCGAUCUUUAUCUACCUUGAAAUAUUUGCAGCAUUUGGACUUGAGCAAUGUCGCGUUCUCCCCGGGUAAUAUCCCACAAUUUAUUGGUUCUUUCACAAAUUUGAGGUAUCUCAACAUCUCAGGAACUAGUCUUAUUGGUAAAAUUCCACACAAUCUCGGGAACCUCAAGUACCUGAAAUAUCUUGAUUUCAGUGAUAUUUCUUCGAAUUUAGUAGCUGAUAGCCUUCAGUGGCUCUCUCACCUGUCUUCUUUAAUGUAUCUCGAUAUGUCCGGUGUGAACCUAACUCAUGCAACUGAUUGGGUUCUUUCCGUUCAAGACCUCCCUUCUCUCUCUGUGUUGAAACUGUCUCGGAGUAAUUUGCCUUCUUCUCCUCUUGCUUCUGCUUCUGCUCUCAAUACUAACAUGUCAUCGAUCACAACGCUUGAUCUUUCGCAAAAUUCAUUCAGUGAUGGCACUAUAAUUGACAGGUUUCUGCUCAGCCUUAGCAGCAGUCUCGUUAAUCUCGAUCUUUCUUAUUGCUCAAUGUAUGAACCUUUUCCUCGAUCCUUGAAGAACUUGACAUCCCUCAAAGUUCUUGAUCUCUCUGCCAACAAUUUCAAUGGGUCUCUUCCAGAGAGUCUCGGCGAACUCUCUCAGUUGGAAAGCUUAGAUCUUCUUAGCAAUUUCUUACAUGGGUUGAUCCCCGGAAUACUUAGUCACCUCUGCAAUUUGCGCCAUUUAGUGCUUUCAAGAAAUAAUUUUGUUGGAGAUAUGUCCCAUAUGCUACAAGGUGAAACUAGAUGCAAGAGAUUUACUUUGGAGGAAUUGGAUUUAUCGUUCAACCAACUAAAUGGGAGCUUACCUGAUUGGGUUUGGCAUAUGCAAGAUCUCAGCAUGCUUGAUCUUUCUUAUAAUGCGUUGGGUGGCGUUAUUUCAGAUACUCAGCUUGCCAAUAUGACAAAACUGAAGAAAUUGUCGCUUACUGGUAACGGGUUGAUUCUUAACAUGAGCUCCGCUUGGGUGCCUCCUUUCAAGCUAAACACUAUAGAUUUGAGAUCUUGCAGAAUGGGUCCUCGGUUUCCUUCAUGGCUUAAGACACAAAGUGGAUUUGACUAUUUGGAUAUAUCUGAUGCAGGAAUCCUUGAUAUGAUCCCCAGUUGGUUUCCUAAUGCAUCUUAUGCAGCUGAUUAUUUGAAUAUAUCAUAUAACCAGAUAAGAGGUGAGAUUUCUACGUCGCUGAAAUUUCUAAGCGCCACAGUCAUCGACAUGAGCUCCAAUCUGUUUCAAGGAAAACUGCCUUUGCUGAACGCUAGUGUACAAUCUAUUCUUCUUGGUGACAACUUGUUUUCAGGAGAUACUCGACCAAUCUUAAAUGCAGAAAUGCUGAAUUUGAGGGAUGUUAUACUUUCACAAAACCUUCUGUCCGGUGAAAUUCCCUCAGCUAUAUGCAACUUGUCAUCCAUGCAACUCAUCGACCUCUCUAAUAAUUACAUAUCAGGAAAAAUUCCUGUAUGUCAGUCCUACAAUGCCUCGUUGCAAUCACUUUAUGUUAUAAAUUUGGCAAACAAUCACCUCAGCGGUUCGAUUCCUCCGUGGAUGGCUGGUCCAGUUCCUCACUCAGCACUUGAAUCCAAUUUGAUUGUAUUACGUCUGAACAAUAACAGUUUCCAUGGUGAAAUCCCUUCUUUCUUGAGAUACUGUAACAGUAUGACUAUACUUGAUCUUGGAGAAAAUAAGUUAACAGGGAACAUACCUUCAUGGAUUGGAGAGGGUCUAUCAUCAUCUUUGAGAUUUCUUCGCAUGCGCUCAAAUAUGUUAACAGGCAAAAUCCCACUACAACUGUCAUAUCUGACUUCUCUUCAGGUGUUGGACCUGGCACAAAAUAAGCUAUCAGGAGCCAUACCACAUUCAUUUAAGAAUUUUACUGCAAUGACUGAAGCAAAUAGGACAGUGGAAGACAUCAUCAACUAUAUAGAUGGCGCAUCUCAUUUAGUCGAAAUUGCGUCUUCGAAAUUUGAAGAGGUAGUAGAGGUGGAGGUAAAAGGAAGAGAGCUUGAGUACACAAAAACACUCUCUCUAGUUAUGGUCCUCGAUCUUUCAUGCAAUAACCUAUCUGGAGAACUCCCUUUAGAACUGAUGGACCUCAUCGGUUUGCAGAGCUUGAACUUAUCAAAGAACCAGUUGCAGGGAAAUAUUCCUGAUAAGUUUGGCGGCAUGGCACAACUGGAAGCUCUUGACCUGUCGAUGAACCGCUUAUCCGGAAAAAUUCCUGGGAGCAUAGCUUUGCUGACCUCAUUGAGUUACCUGAAUCUUUCUAAUAAUGACCUGUCAGGUAGAAUUCCAUCAGGCAACCAGAUUCAGACUCUCACCGAUCCAUCCAUUUACGCUGGAAACAGUGAUCUUUGUGGAUCACCGCUACCCAAAUGCCCAGGCGAUGAGCACUCCAGGGUUCCAACUCAAGGUGCAGGUGCUGAAGAUGAAGGCGGCGAUUCAGAUAUGUUCGAGCUGUAUCUCGGCAUGGGCAUAGGAUUUGUGGUCGGGUGGUGGGUUAUCUGCGGAGCAUUUAUUUUCAAAAACUCUUGGCGGGUUGCAUGUUUUCGGUACUACGAUCACAUGGAAGACAAGUUCGUCGCAGCAAUGGGUACUUUUCGAAGAAAGAUCUUGCUUGCGCAUCAAGGCCGAGAUUGAGCAACUUCAGGGCUAGUUACUUAAUUUAUAUUCACUAGUACAGAGAUGGCUCUCCCUUACCCAACUCCAAACUCCAUCGCCAACGACCAUCAAUCUAGAGAUCUCCGGCCAUUAAAGUUUAACCCUAGCGAUCUCCGGCCACCAUCUCCUCUUCCCAGAAUUUCCACCACCAUCUCCACCGCAGUCGACAUCCUUCGGAUUUAUUUAUUAUUUAAAAAUUGUAUUGAAUACAUAUCAAAUUAAAGGAUUUGAGAAUAGUGUCUAAUUUGUGAUUAGAAUUUUGAAUCAUGAGUAAAAAUGGGAGUGUGAUUGAGGUAAGGUUUAAUAGUUAUUUUUCUGGGGCUUUUCUCUAUGUUUUGAUACUAAAUGUUCUACUUUAGGCUAGUAUUUAUUAUGAAAUUAUAGUUUCUUGUA
This is a messenger RNA of Asparagus officinalis (garden asparagus), 3586 nucleotides long. RefSeq names its product probable LRR receptor-like serine/threonine-protein kinase At4g36180. NCBI's taxonomy places the organism in Eukaryota, Viridiplantae, Streptophyta, Magnoliopsida, Asparagales, Asparagaceae. Bases 218 to 3172 code for a protein of 984 amino acids. Gene Ontology annotation, molecular function: protein binding. The record is from RefSeq and is a predicted model, not a curated record. The transcript has a single exon.